CUCAUCCGGGGUCAGGGAGCAGCCAAACGUAAACACACCAGGAGUUUCCCGGACCCAGGUUCUGGCUCCUGCGUGGAUCGCCAAGCCUUGGCGAAUCCUUGCAGCCAACCGAAGUCAGAGGAGGCGUCAAGCUAGCCCGACAGACAGCGGGUGUGAUCAACACUGAAAAAGAUGCCAGCACUGGCUACCACAUACGAAAGAAUAGUUUACAAAAAUCCCUCUGAGUACCACUACAUGAAAGUCUGCCUGGAAUUUCAAGAUCAUGGAGUUGGUCUGAAUGCUGCACAGUUCAAACAGCUGCUUAUUUCUGCCCUAAAGGACCUGUUUGGGGAGGUUGGUGCUGCCUUACCUGUGGAUGUCCUGACCUAUGAAGAGAAGACCUUGUCAGCCAUCCUGAGAAUAUGUAGCAGUGGUCUAGUCAAAUUGUGGAGUUCUUUGACCCUGUUAGGAUCCUACAAAGGCAAAAAAUGUGCUUUCAGAGUGAUUCAGGUCUCUCCAUUUCUCCUCGCGUUAUCUGGUAACAGUAGGGAACUAGUAUUGGAUUGAAUAGUCUUCAAUUCCAGAAACUUUUCCUCU
Messenger RNA from Marmota flaviventris (yellow-bellied marmot), 576 nucleotides. It is a transcript of the gene Rpp14, whose product is annotated as ribonuclease P/MRP subunit p14. The record is from RefSeq and is a predicted model, not a curated record. Gene Ontology annotation, molecular function: ribonuclease P RNA binding. Gene Ontology annotation, cellular component: multimeric ribonuclease P complex; nucleolus. Gene Ontology annotation, biological process: tRNA 5'-leader removal. Lineage: Eukaryota; Metazoa; Chordata; Mammalia; Rodentia; Sciuridae.